CUGCAAGACGGAGAGCGAGAGAUAGCAACUUUGUUCCGCCCCUCCAGCUUCGUCGGUGUUGGUGGGAAUUAUCCUCUUGUUUCUUGCUCACGGCACAUCUUCCUUGACCUGCAAGUAUCCCCUCGCAUUGGUGAUAGUCCACGACUUUUCUUAAUCCUUUUAUUCCUUUCCCUUAUCCUGUCGCUAUGGAUGUCCCCGAGCCAGAACAGACGCCGUUCACGGCCGUGACAGCGCAGACCUCAAAGCUUGCGCGGCAAUACCAAACAUCUCUCGAUGCUCUGACACCGUACACAACCUACCGGUGGAUCGGCACCGUCGUCCUCCUCCUUAUCUUCUUCCUGAGAAUCGUCCUCGCUCAGGGAUGGUACAUCGUCGCAUACACCCUCGGCAUCUACCUCCUGAACCUCUUCCUGCUCUUCCUGCAACCCAAAUUCGACCCCUCCCUCACCCAAGACGAAGGCAUCGAGGACGGUGACGCCUCCGCCAGCCUCCCCACCAAGCAGGACGACGAGUUCCGCCCCUUCAUUCGCCGCCUCCCGGAGUUCAAGUUCUGGCACUCCGCUACCCGGGCCAUCGCCAUCGGCUUCGUCUGCUCGUGGUUCUCCGUCUUCGACAUCCCGGUCUUCUGGCCCGUCCUGGUGGUCUACUGGAUCAUCCUGUUCGUCCUGACGAUGCGCCGACAGAUCCAGCAUAUGAUCAAGUACCGCUACGUGCCUUUCUCCUUCGGAAAGACCAGAUACGGCCGCUCAUAAGUGUCACGAACCCCAUGGGGGCGGGGGUUGUGUAUACUGCUGCUGCGAACUGCAUGCAGCAUCUGCUCCUAGGCCGUCCUGUGAAACGGAUACACUUUCUAUCCUUGGGGACAGCGAGUUGGGACGCGCUCGGAAAGACGAAACUCCAAUAUUGAUGUUGAUUGAUGAUGACCCCUGUGUGAUCUGAAUUAAUGAGCCGACUCCUUUUCUUAUUGUACAGAGCUUCCAAGUCCACAAUGCUCGAAUCUUGUCACUUUCUUCCUAUUCCUUUUUCAACUAUACUCAUUGUAUUGAUUAGACAGUUGUGUAUCUUCUACGUACCAUCGAAACCAAUCUGAUGACAAGACCUCACGUACAGAUGAAAUUAACAUUAGGAAGCUGGUACGAUAUGGAAAAUAAUUGGCCCGG
This is a messenger RNA of Aspergillus novofumigatus IBT 16806, 1160 nucleotides long. Its product is annotated as Rer1 family protein. Gene Ontology annotation, biological process: protein retention in ER lumen; retrograde vesicle-mediated transport, Golgi to endoplasmic reticulum. The record is from RefSeq and is a predicted model, not a curated record. The transcript is spliced from 4 exons. NCBI's taxonomy places the organism in Eukaryota, Fungi, Ascomycota, Eurotiomycetes, Eurotiales, Aspergillaceae. Gene Ontology annotation, cellular component: Golgi membrane. Bases 186 to 752 code for a protein of 188 amino acids.